AUGGAACAUAUGUGCCAGCUGGUGGAACUUAUAUACCACCAAACCCUCCAAGAGAAGCACCUGCACCAGGACUACCUAAAACAUUUGCAUCGUCACAUGGACACAGACACAGGCAUGCAACAAAACCAACACAACAACCAACAGUUCAAAAUCCAGCACCACAACAACAACCAAAACCAACAGUUCAAAACCCUGCACAGCAACCAACAGUUCAAAAUCCAGCACCUGCACCACAACCAAAACCAGCACAACAACCACAAACAGAGCAAGGACAUAAAAGAAGUAGAGAACAAGGAAACCAAGAAUUCUUAA
Trichomonas vaginalis G3 is the source of this 312-nucleotide messenger RNA. Its product is annotated as protein of unknown function, DUF4106 family. The record is from RefSeq and is a predicted model, not a curated record. The transcript has a single exon. The coding region runs from base 1 to 312 and encodes 103 amino acids. Lineage: Eukaryota; Parabasalia; Trichomonadida; Trichomonadidae.